CUGAAGACUGCAAUACAAAGAAUACAGAUGGCUGAAAUGUUAGAGAAAGACAGAGAUUUCUUUGCACACGUCCAGUCCUGACUGAGUCAUUUACAAGUUGGUUUCAGUUUAGCAGACACAAGAAGCAAGUGUUUACUAGAGCGCUGCCAGUGAAACUUCACUCCAUGCUGGCAGCCCAGCCCUAGACAAAAUGUCUUUUUGUGACUACACCACACAAAAGGAUCUUCGCAUAAGAAGCCGCCUGCUUGGCAGUUUAAAAUGGGGCAUCUUUGCAGCAGUUCUGCUUUAUAUGUGUGUUAUACUGCUGACUGAAAAGCGUUAUCAGAAAAAGGAUUCGGUUAUCAGUUCUGUACACACAAAGGUUAAAGGUGUUGCGGAUGCGGAUUCCAGAAUCUGGGACACAGCUGAAUAUACAAUUCCUUCCCCAGGUGGAUCUUCAUUCUUUGUUCUAACAAACAUAAUAAAAACAGAAAAUCAAAAAGAAGGCAAUUGUUCCGAGUUUCCAAGCCCCAAAACAAUAUGUUCUCAAGCUGACAGCUGCAAAAAAGGUUAUGCUGACCCACAGAGUAAUGGCAUUCAAACAGGCAGAUGUAUACAGUAUAACUCCACCGUUAAAACUUGUGAAGUGAGAGCAUGGUGUCCGGUGGAGUCCAAAAGUACUCCAGAGCCGGCCAUUUUGGGAAGUGCUGAAAACUUCACGGUUUUGAUAAAGAACAAUAUUCACUUUGCAGCCUUUAAUUAUACCACGAAAAACAUCCUUCCGGAAUACAAUGUCACCUGCGUUUAUAACAAAGUGACUGCUCCUCAAUGUCCUAUAUUCCGAUUAGGGGACAUCCUAAAAGAAGCAGGACAUCAUUUUUCCCAAGUUGCCAUUCUAGGUGGCAUUAUGGGCAUAGAAAUCAACUGGAACUGUAAUCUCGACCGUUGGCUUCACCGCUGUCGUCCACAAUACAGUUUCCGACGGUUGGAUGAUAAGGUUGUUGAUGAACGCUUAUAUCCUGGCUUGAAUUUCAGAUUUGCCAGGUACUACAAGAUGCAGGACCAAAGCGACCUGAGGACUCUUAUAAAGGCAUAUGGAAUACGAUUUGACAUUCAAGUCUAUGGCACAGGAGGCCAGUUUAGUUGGUUGGAAUUGGUGAUGUUCAUCGGUUCCUAUCUUUCUUACUUUGGAUUGGCAACAGUGGUGAUUGAUUUUAUUAUCAGCCUGUACUGCAAAAGGUGCUGCAGCACUACAUCGGGUCAGAGAUACUUUGAUAAGGAGAAGUAUGAGGAGAUCCCCGGGCCCUGUAUUCUGACGUCAUGCCAAGAACUCAAGUUUGUGUCCUUUGUGGAUCAAGAGGACAUAAUAAUGGUGGAUAAAAAAAUAAAGAAAAGCUUACAAGUGACUAAAGGUAAAAAGGUUAAGAGAGGAAAAAAGACUGAUAACAUAGUCCUUGCUCAGCUUGAACUGUCUGCAAUUGAUGGACUGGAAGAACUUCCUCUAUACCCAAGAAGUGCUAAAAAAUCCUCAGCAAUUCCUUCCUGGUGUCGUUGUUUGAAAUGUCUUCCAGAAAAUGCAUUUGAAGAUCAGCUCUGCUGCCGAUAUCAAAAUGGGGAAUGCAUUACAAACUCGGAAAUGUUUAGGAAGCUGGUCCUGCAGAGACUGGCUCUGGUGCACAUCCUGCAAUACAACAAUCCUCUGAUAAACAGGCAUUCCAUAGGCAAAAAACAGCUAGCAGAGUGCGCUCGAAAUCAGUAUGUCCAAUGGCGCUUUGGGAGCAAUAAGAAUAUGAUGGACUUUGCAAAGAUACCAAGCUGUUGUAAACAUGAAAUAGAAAACACGUUCAAUGGUGAUGCAUCUGAAACCUCCUUGCAACAUGCAGAUAAAGACACAAAAAUGCAGUCCGCCUCUGAUACCUCCAGGAAACCUCUGCUGAAACAGCAGCCUAUGGCAACACUACCUUAA
Nanorana parkeri is the source of this 1945-nucleotide messenger RNA. It is a transcript of the gene P2RX7, whose product is annotated as purinergic receptor P2X 7. Gene Ontology annotation, biological process: monoatomic cation transmembrane transport; response to ATP. The coding region runs from base 191 to 1945 and encodes 584 amino acids. Gene Ontology annotation, cellular component: nuclear inner membrane; plasma membrane. Gene Ontology annotation, molecular function: extracellularly ATP-gated monoatomic cation channel activity; ATP binding; purinergic nucleotide receptor activity. NCBI's taxonomy places the organism in Eukaryota, Metazoa, Chordata, Amphibia, Anura, Dicroglossidae. The record is from RefSeq and is a predicted model, not a curated record. The transcript is spliced from 13 exons.